Colletotrichum destructivum is the source of this 1308-nucleotide messenger RNA. RefSeq names its product Putative MPN domain-containing protein. Gene Ontology annotation, molecular function: metallopeptidase activity; proteasome binding; protein binding. Gene Ontology annotation, biological process: proteasome-mediated ubiquitin-dependent protein catabolic process; protein deubiquitination. Lineage: Eukaryota; Fungi; Ascomycota; Sordariomycetes; Glomerellales; Glomerellaceae. The record is from RefSeq and is a predicted model, not a curated record. Gene Ontology annotation, cellular component: proteasome regulatory particle, lid subcomplex. Bases 153 to 1166 code for a protein of 337 amino acids. The transcript has 3 exons.
ACAACUCUCAACCCAGCUACUUCCAUCCGUCUCCAUCGCCUCGAUCCGCCCCCUCCAAUUGCUCUUCGAACAACCUCAUCGCGCAACACCCACUUCCACCCAGAUUUACCGCCGCAUAUCCCGAUUCCCAAAAACCACACUAUAUCCUCACAAUGGAGCGUUUCAGGAACAUGCUCCAGUCCCAGGGCCUCGGCGGCCUGGGCAGCCAACCCGGAACGGACAACACACAGCUCAUCGAUAACUCCGAGACGGUGUACAUAUCCUCUCUUGCCCUCCUCAAGAUGCUGCGACACGGCCGUGCCGGUGUCCCUAUGGAAGUCAUGGGCCUGAUGCUGGGAGAGUUUGUCGACGACUUUACGGUGCGCGUGACGGAUGUUUUUGCUAUGCCUCAGAGCGGUACCGGUGUUAGUGUAGAGGCCGUCGACCCUGUGUUCCAGAUGAAGAUGAUGGACAUGUUGAGACAGACAGGAAGACCCGAAGCCGUCGUUGGCUGGUAUCACUCCCAUCCUGGUUUCGGCUGCUGGCUGUCCUCCGUCGAUAUCAACACCCAACAGUCCUUCGAGCAGCUGACCCCUCGCGCCGUUGCUGUCGUCGUCGACCCCAUCCAGUCCGUCAAGGGCAAGGUUGUCAUUGACGCCUUCCGCCUCAUCAACCCUCAGUCGCUUAUGCUCGGUCAAGAGCCUAGGCAAAGCACGAGUAACCUGGGUCACCUGAACAAGCCCUCGAUCCAGGCCUUGAUCCACGGCCUGAACAGACACUACUACUCCAUCGGCAUCAACUACCGCAAGACGGCGCUCGAGGAGAACAUGUUGAUGAACCUGCACAAGCACGUCUGGACCGAGGCCCUCGAGAUGAAUGACUUCCGGCACGAGGCCAACUGCAACAAGGAGCGCCUGGAGAGCCUUGUCAGCCUGGCCGAGGGCUACGAGAAGCGUGUCAAGGAGGAGACGGAAUUGACCAAGGACCAGCUUAAGACCCGCUACGUCGGCAAGCUCGACCCCAAGAAGCACUUGGAGGACGUCGGUCAGCAGCUGAUUGAGGACAACAUCGUCUCCGUCUCGAGACAGAUGAUCGACAAGGAGGCGACGAUGCCCAAGAAGGACGCACCAGCGGGUGCCAAGGACAAGUCAAGCGGCGAUGCGAUGGAGGUAGAGGAAGAAUUGUAACCGGGAAAAGGCCAUGAUUCAGGGACGGUCUACAGGCGGGAUACCAGGACUUUGCCAGCACUGUACGAUUAGGCGUUUGGGUGGUUGGGAACGCAACAUCUAGAGAUCCCCGCCAGGCAUAAGACGACUAUGAACUCAACAC